AUAUGCCCAGCAUAUGGAUUGUUUCCCUUUAUUCAUCCUUGAAUACCGAAAUGUGUGAGAGAAAAAUGGUGUGACGACACAUGUUUAAGAGUGUUGAUGGUCUCUACAUUAAGUCGCCUGCUUAUCCAGGCUAUUUUUUUUUUUAAUUAAAGCUGUCCUUGGUACUGUGACAGUGGACGACUAGAUCUCUAGCCUAUUUUGUUAUUGUGAUCUGUUCAGAAUUUUUGGAGGUUUCGUUCUUAGGAUUUUCCGACAUACUUUUGAAGAAAUCUGGAUUUAGUUUUAGGUUUUACUGUGUUGGUAUUCUCGUAGUAUGUUUAAGACACACACACUCUCAAAAUGAAUAGACCAAUGGAUAAAGUGUGUCAUAUUUAUGACGGCUUUGCACAGGAGUGGGGACGAGCUUAUCCCAACCUUGCUGUACCUUCGUUGACUAGUGUGUGCAACGUAUCGCUGGAAGGUGAUAGAUCAUGCGACAACUCAGCCAGUAUUUCGGACGUCCGUUGCAGCUUGAAAAUUGUCAACGACACCAUCCACAAACUUAACCAGGACUUAGACAAGCAGCGUUUAAUCAAAAAGUUCUUGGUUCAAAUCUUGGGCGUGCUGACGGGAGGAGAAUCGGCCGCGGUCAGCGUCGGAGAGGGCAAGGUGGUCGAGAAGAGUGCGAGACAAAAGAAAGACGAUACGGGCUUCGAUCCUGGCCUGGUAUCGGGCCAAAUUGAUAGCACGCGUGUAGUUAAAGGUAAUGAAGAGUAUAGCACCCACGGAUUAACAUGUGAUUGUGUUUCGGAAUUGGACGAGUCUUGUAGCCUGUGUGCGGCUCGAGGAAAAGUCAGUUCUGUGAAAGACGCGUUUGACAAGCUCAGCGGCGAGUCUUUCAGAUUUGUGUCAAAGAUUGAAGUCUCGGGGGACAGGGCAUGCCCUCGACAGAACCAGCAUCGUCCCCGAGACCACCAGCAGAAUUAUAGGAACUCGUGGAUUACUUCACGUCAUGACGCCACGGGCGUGCACCCCUCAGGUAAUGACUCUAGUUUAAACAGCGCAAUAACUCGCUCAAACUCCGUACCGGACUCCGACAUGUUCCGCAAAGGGAAACAUAACGUCGCGUCGGACGAGCCUGUGGUCCGGCACAAAGUCGGAUCCAAAGAUAACUUCCUGGCCGUCCAGGCCAAACAUAUAUCUCCCAGCGAGCUAGCGAAGAAUUUCGACUCGGUCAGCAGCAGCCCCAAGAUGAACCGCCACUACCAAAUGCUGAAACUGACCCAUGGAUUCGACGUUGUGCUCGAUUCGGGUACUGAAGGCGGGGACAGCAACAACAAAAAAUCACCUGCUGCAGGUGAUUCACACAAUCACGGGUCGACAGUCGUGAAUCCUCGCAGUGACAAUGUCAGCGGUAAAGAAGCUAAAAUUAGCAACAGGGCGGAGUCACCCAGUUUAAUAAAGGCAAGCACACGGGGGAUGGUGUCAAUCAUUACCGUAGAAAACACGAAGAACACACCUAUUGAUACCCAAGGUAACUCAGUCGUGCUUCCGGAUUCAAACCUAACCCUCAACACACCACCGCUGGAUGUUAUCAAACAAGACGAAACAGAAACGAGCACAGGAGAACACGCUAUAAAUUCCACGGGGAGCUCACUAUCACGUCAAAGCGUUAAAAAAGCGCCGGUGCCUCCCCCUGUUGCUAAGAAACCAGUCAAACUCUCGAACUCAAAUCAGCUAUCCCCUAGCACAGCCGGCCCCAACCCUUUCACGAGAGUAUGGGACUUAUCGCCAGACGUUCAUUCACCUUCGUACUCUCUCAGGAACAGCGUGGAACGCAAGGAUUCUCAUAGCCAAUCUGACGUAAACAGAGCCGUUGGUGACGUUAAAGACAGUGUCUCAGAAACGGUGUCUAGUACUCGAGACAGCGCCGAGAGUAGAAAAUCAGAGUCGAUCAAAGUGACUCCCCCUUCGCCCCUUGUGGCCGAUUUCACGUCAAAAUACGUAGACCGUCAAAACAGCUGGCCUAGCGAGUUAAAAGAAGAGCGAACCAAGGGGGAAGUAACCACUUCUGACUUAGCUGAGAACUCUGUUGCUUAUCGUGAGGCUAAAUUUGUCGAGGGCCUGAGUAGACCAAAAUCUGAAGAGAUCCUGGCCAUGCGAUCAUUUAAGCCACAAAUAGCAGACGACGAACAGAGAAAAACAAAGUUUGGUGUAGACGGACUCGCGGACAAUUUGAGAACCAGUUUUGGUUUGGUCAGAGCGAAAUUUCAGGACUGCGAUAAUUUGUCCGAGAGAAAUAGUGAUUCUGUUAAACUCGUGGGCAAGCGGUCGUCCACACCGCCGGCUCCGCCGCCUAGACUGCAGGUGGAAAAACCGGAAAUCAAAUCAGUUGACGGCGUCGGUCUAGGGGGCCAUGCAGACGCCGUCCGACGGAUGAGUAGCAGCACUAGCACGGAUACUGUCACAGAGUUUAACCGCAACAUGAGUCUCUCUUCCGACUUCGACGUCAAAGAGGCUCUAAGCACACUGGACACGCUCCUGACGUCCCAGGGUGCGGAUGACCUGGACGAGGCACCAGUUGAAAAGCCCAAGCGGUACGCCUUGAAGACGCCCCUGUACGAAAACUGGACCAUCAACAGGGCGAUCACCUCCUCCUUCAACCAGGGGGACUUUGACUCCAUCAGUGACGACGACGAACUCGAAGGGGCUUCCAUCUCCUCGGCGGCCGACAGCCCUUCCCACAAGCGCCACAGCUCGCCUACGGGGAGCAAAGAUUCGGGCCUUUGCGAGGAGACCACGGCUGACUCGUCCUCGUAUCCCGACAGCGUGUUUGACUCUGAGAUAUCCUCAGGGCGUAUCAGAAACCUCAAGGUGUUGCAGGCUCUAGAACUUCGGGAGGAAGAAGCCAGCGACCAGUGUGAUUCUCUGGAGGAGCCGCCCCUGAAUUUUGUGGAUUAUACUGAUGUUGAAGAAGCCGACAACGACUUUGUGUACAGUACUAAAAUCAAUGUUGACCAGCAUGCCUCCAAUCGAACGCCUAGUCCAUGUCCAGAUUACGGACAGGAGAAUAAUGUCCAUCUCAAUGAGGUGGACAGGUCGAGCUGGGCCACAGAAAGCAGUGGCGACGAGGAGAUUGCCACACCAAUGGACACCUCCCACGAAGAGCUGGACUCUGCCACGGAAGGGAUACUGAAAAUGAGGCAACUCCUGGUCAAGGGAGUAUUGGAUAGUGAGAAAGAGUACCUGGAGAUGUUGAAUAUCCUCAUACAUUACAAACAUAGCCUCGAAGCCAGUUCACAGGGGUCAAUGCCAGUGAUUAGUAAAGAAGACAUUGCAACAAUUUUCUCCAACAUAGAGGACAUCUAUGAUAUCCACAAUGAAUUUGUCCAGUCCUUGACGCCCAAAGUUCAAAAGUGGACACAUUCGGAGGCCAUCGGGGAUAUUUUUAAAAUUAUGAUUACUAAAUUUAUCCACUGUGACAGCUACCUUAAAAAUUACCAUUUGGCAGUAAGCACAGUCCACAGAUGUUGUAGUGAAAGUGAACAGUUUCUAUUUUUGGCCAAGGAAAUAAAAAUCAGCCAAACUCUAAAGCAAACUACAACACUGGAAGAUGCUUUAUUCAAACCAGUACAGCGAGUUCAGAGAAAUAUUUUAGUCUUGCAUGAUCUCAUAAAAUACACACCUGAGGAUCAUCCAGACAAGGAGGCCUUAGAAAAAACUUUAAAGCUUUCUCAGCACAUUCUGGAACGAUUUGCAACUGCGAUACCAAAACAUGCAACUACUAAAGAAAAUCGCCGUCUUGUAAAGAGCAGCUUUUUAGUGGAGUUGGUGAAUGGAGUUAGGAAGCUGAGAUUCAUGUUUUUGUUUAAUGACAUCUUGAUUUGUACCAAACGAGUUCCACACAGGAAUAAUAAAGUUACAUUUGACAUAAAAUGGUUCACUCCCUUGAAUCAAAUGACUUACGACACAAAGUUUGGCUAUAGAGAUGAUUUGAAAAGUGAAAUGAAGGAGACUAUUGAAGAAUUGAAAACCAAAUUACGAAUUCUUAAAAAAGAAUUAAAAUUAGAAAUGAAAAAACACGAUGGAAAAGAGAAAAACAGGUCAUCUGGUGGAGCUGUUCCUCGUCAAGUAGAAAAACUACGAAAAAAAAUCAACCAGCUUGAAGCACAGCUGAUCUUGGCCUGCCCUAAGUUGCCUUUUAAGGUUUCCCUAGAGGGUGGCAAGACGUACACAUUACUUAUGACAACUGAUUAUGAGAGGGAGGAGUGGAAAGAAACACUGGCCUCUUUAAUGACUAGAACAGAGCAGCAAGUAAUAAGUUUGAAUUCUAUUUUUAUACAAGAACUUAUCAACAGUGUGAAAGAAACUCCUCAGGUGAACAAGAUUGGCAAUGUUUUAUUGCAGCCAGAUGAAGACAUCUUAACUGGCACAUUAAAUGUCACAAUUCACAAACUGAAUGGUCUUACUGAGGACUGUGAUACUUAUUGUUGUUUGGAAAUGGACAGUUUUGGUCACUUCUUUAUGAAAGCUAAAACACACAUUCGCCAUGCCACUAGAGACCCGGCCUGGAAUGAAGACUUUGAAUUAGAACUAGAGGGUUCUCAAACUAUAAGAUUUUUGUGCUUCAAAAAAGAAGAGGGAGACCAUGGUGACAAACUUCUUGGCAGAGGUGCACUGGAGUUGAGCAGACAUUGGUUGAAAUCAAGUUUUCAAGAAAAGACAGUAGUCAUGAAUGAAAUAUCUCUAGUCAUCUCAGUGAGGCACACAGCGGCAGACAAAACCAUGUCCCGUACACCCUCCCGCACAUCUUCAGCUGUAUUUGGCGUGAAAAUAAGUACUUGUGCCAGGCGUGAAGGAAAAACUGUACCGUCCUUGGUGACUGCAUGCUUGCAGGAAGUUGAGAAAAGAGGACUCGAUGAGGUCGGUAUAUACAGAGUGUCAGGUGUGACGUCUGAUUUACAGAGAAUAAAGAAACUAUUUGAUAGAAAUGUGCGUGCUGGUAUUGCUGCAUUGGAGGAUGCUGACAUUCACACUGUGACAGGGACUCUCAAACUGUACUUGAGAGAGCUCCCUGAACCUCUCUUCACAGAAGCCAAUUACCAGAACUUUAUAGAUACACUCAAAUUGAAGGAUGAAGAAGCUAGAGGGCAGUGUAUGUUAAAUCUGCUCCAUGGUCUACCAGACAUCAACUACUACACAAUAGUCUCUCUUCUGGAACAUUUACUCAAAGUUGCCAGGAAUGUAAGUUCAAAUAAGAUGUCAGUGCACAAUCUGGCAACUGUUUUUGGCCCAACUCUAUUGGCCCCAGCUGUUAAGCAGGACACCACUGAUCCCAUGGAGCUAAUGUUUAAAGGUGCGGAGGAAGUGAUGCAUCAAUCAAGUGUAAUUAACUACCUCUUGGGUAUUGCUAUUAGUGGAAGGAGUCUUAGGAAGUCUGCCCAGUGAAGGGAAGCUGAUAUAUGUUAUAAUUUACUCAUUCAUACCAAAAUGAAUGUAUCAAAAUAUAGUUUGUGUAUUUUGAAUAUUAACUGGACAGCAGACAUUAAAAUGUGUUGAACUGUUACACUUCACAUCUGUACAUAUUUUUUUAUAACUUAGAAAGGAAUAAUAAAUCGCUGGCUUCUAUUUGAAACACUGCAGUCAAAAUGUAAACAAUGUGUUCAAUAAACAAGCCAAGUGAAAUAUGCAAACACAGCAGACUUGUCAGAUUCUCUAUUUUUUGCCUGACAUAUACAAAAUAACUUUUUGAAUAAGUUUCGUUCAGUAAUGCCAAAACAACAAAUACAAAUCAAAAGCUUUGGUUAAACUCAGCACCACUAUCAUAAUUGAAAUCAAGCCUAAAUAUUUGAUUUUAUCCACAAAUUUGUGUAAUGAGAUUUAUGAUAAAAUAAAAGAUUGGCUGUGUGAUCAUGUGGUAUGCCAUCUGGACUGUUAUUUCUCAACUGUCCUAAGUUUGAACCGGCCCACUCCUGUUCUUUGCUCUCCUGUGGGAGUUUUGCUGUAGGAUGUGAUAAUCUUCAAUUCUGAGGGAACAUCCAAAGCAUGUAUAACCAACAAACAAAAACAACCCUUUAAGUUCAUGUGUACUUGCAGUUCUGUAUUUCAACCUAAACGAUUGUGUAAUUAAAACCUACAAUCAAGGAGAAAAAAAAAAGCAAUAAAAUUCUAUACUUUCUUCUUAUGUUGAUAGUCAAGUGCCUUAUUGAAACAGCAUGAUUGUUAGGUUAUUACAAGGACUAAAGUUGUUUAUGCAACUGUCUUGUUUUUUUGUAACUUAUAUUAUAAAUGUAAAAAAUGUAAAGUUAAACUUCAAUAAAACAUUAAAUCACUUGAUACUCUUAGGCUUAAAAACAAUCAAUGUUCACAAUACAAAUUCACAAAUACAAAUCACAAAUCACUUGAUACUCUUAGGCUUAAAAACAAUCAAUGUUCACAAUACAAAUUCACAAAUACAAAUCACAAAUCACUUGAUACUCUUAGGCUUAAAAACAAUCAAUGUUCACAAUACAAAUUCACAAAUACAAAUCACUUGAUACUCUUAGGCUUAAAAACAAUCAAUGUUCACAAUACAAAUUCACAAAUACAAAUCACUUGAUACUCUUAGGCUUAAAAACAAUCAAUGUUCACAAUACAAAUUCACAAAUACAAAUCACAAAUCACUUGAUACUCUUAGGCUUAAAAACAAUCAAUGUUCACAAUACAAAUUCACAAAUACAAAUCACUUGAUACUCUUAGGCUUAAAAACAAUCAAUGUUCACAAUACAAAUUCACAAAUACAAAUCACAAAUCACUUGAUACUCUUAGGCUUAAAAACAAUCAAUGUUCACAAUACAAAUUCACAAAUACAAGCUGAGUUAAAAAGUCAUAACUACUUGUGACUUUUGUCUUUUACACAACUUUUGCCUUAACAAAUCCAAUAGCCAUUCAAAAUGCUUGUUUUUUGGAGACCCACUUUAUUGAAAACAUAAUUGAAUUAUUUACUUCAUUCUGAUGGGUCACAUUAAGUUCAGUUGUUGCCAACUUUACUGAUUGUUCUAUGCAUUGAAAUAUGCCAAAACAAUAAAAGAAUAGGGUAUCAGCACUAAUGUGUUCAAAUGAUUUUCACUUAUUAAAUCUCUCUGUAUAUAUUGUGUAGACAUAAUUGUGUCAUAUCACUUUAUGGAUAUUAAAUUAUUAAAUGUUUUGCUUGUCAAGUAGAUUCCCUUCUGAUGAUUAUCAAAUGUGAACACAAAGUCACAUGAUCCUGAAAAAACAAAAAUGGUGGCUGCAUGUUGAUUGCCUUUGAUUUUUUUUGUUUAUGGGCAAUCUUCGUAAAUGGAUCUGUGCAAUAAAUGUUUUGACCUGUUUUGUAUAAAAUUUAACUUGUGUGUCUGUGUAUAAAUAUAUAUAUAUAUAUAUAAUAAUGUUCAUAAUAUAAAUGGGAACCAUAAAAAGUAUGACAGGAAAAAAAAUACAUCUUCACAUUAAAUUUGUAUCAAGAUUAAUAUGAGAUCUUGUGUAAGUAUUGUAGCAAUUUAUUAUCUUUUUUUUUACUAUCAUAUCUUUGCUUUUUUUUUUCACGGUAAAGUAUCAGUUGUUAAGCAGAAAAAAGUAUAUUUAGUAAAAUUAUACUUAGUAACUUUAAGUUUUGUGUCAUGUUAAGAAAGUCUUAAAUUUAAUAUAAUCAACCAUUACUCUAUGGGCAUAACUGUGGCAUAGAACUGUGCCACAAUGAAAAUUGAAUGUUGAUAUUCAUCCUUUUUAUUAUUUAUUGAUAGUUUUGUUUAUUAUUGGCAUGUUAUGUAAUUGAAUUUAUUACAUAUCUAUUUAGAAAAACAGUGAAAAUGUUGUAUUCGAUUAUGUUGUAAUAAGUUGAACUUUAUCAAUGUUUAUGUUGUUUAAAUUGAGUUCAUGUCAAUUAUUAAUAGAUAAGAUUGAAAAGGCCUACUGUUCUCUGCUUUGAUCAACUUAACAAACUGAAAUAAAAGAGAAAUAAACAGUUUCUUAAAAUUAUUCAAAAUAUCUAUAACCAUAAAAUUACACAUUCACUGACAAUAAAUUCUAUAAACAUAGCUGCUGGAUGGCUUUUACUACUUUUGCGACUUGAGCACUGUACUGUUGUACAUGUUUCUUGUACAUUUCACAAGUGCAUCAUCAUUUAGAUUGACAAAGAACAAUGCAAUCUUAAUGUUGAAGCUUCCUUGUUUACAUUUUCUGUUUUGAACAAUUUACUCUGACAUUCCUUUUUUUUUUCUUACUUGAAGAUAAGUACCAAAAAUAUCUGGCCAAUUAAGUAGCAUAAACACCAAAUAUUUCCAUCUCUGGAACCAAAGAGUUUCAUUUUUGUGGUCAUCUGAGCAUUGUAUGACAUUUUUUCUUAUUGCUCUUAACAUUCUUCUUUCAAAUCUACUUGACAAAAAGUUGUUUUUUGUUUUUUUUUGGUUUUAAAUACUCUUUUCAUACAUAAUUAUUAUCUUAUAUGAUAUAGUACUAACUGCAGCGAUACUCUGUCAUGUACAAAAUAUGUAUAAAUGGACGAAAUCAUUAACUGGAUCAUUAUAUUAUUUAGAAUUUAGUGGCUGUAAGAUUCUUUAAAAAUUAAUUUUCAAUUCACUCUGGCAUUGGUAUUAUAUAACUGAGCCUUGUAUCUUGUAACUUAUUUAACUAGUUUGUUUAGGGCUUUCAUAAAUAUCUGUGUAUCUUUUAUAUUUGGCUGACAAAGCAAGGACUUUUUUUUUUUUUACUUUAAAAAAUUCCUUGGUGACAUUUUUCACUUUUAAUUUUGUUUUCUCUAUAGCUUUACUUGAAUAUAUUUAUUCUUGUUCCUCGUGUCCUAACCAAUGAGUGUAUAUGUAGUAUAUGGUCAUGUAAAAUAGCCUACUAGAACAUUAAUGGUUCAUUAAAUUCCUAGCAAUGUUUGUCAUGAUUUGUAUUGAGAGCUUGAGUAAGAAUGAAGUAGACCUGAGUUUAGGGUUUUUAAGAUCCUUUCAAAAUUACCACAUAAGGUAAAUUUGCUUGCUUUCAAGCUUAAAGGUUAGCCCAUUCCUGUCCAUUUAUAGCCAUUCUAUCACAGAGUUGAUGUCUCAGACAAAAAUGGUUUAAUUUUUAGGUUCAAGGGUUGAUGCUUAAAUGCAAUAUGAGGUGCUAAUAAAAAUAAAAUAUGUUAUGUACCAGGAUUUAGCAUUGGAUUUUUGAAAACCUGUCCUGUUAUAGAGAGAAAUAUAUCUUUUUUUUUUAUGUGUUCAUGGGUUAGACAAAAUUGAACAUUACAUUUUGUCUGUUCUAAUUAUUUUUUGUUCAUGCUAUUUCAAAUGUUUCUGUCAGCAUGUAUAAAUGUCAAGGUUCUCAUUUCCAGUACACAAUAAACUAUAAACAAAUGUGCAGAUUAACUAAAUGACUAUUUGAUGGAUGGCUGCUUGUUGUGUGUUAGGUGCUUUGGACUGCCGUCUCAGUGGUACCCGGUUCAAAUCCUGCCCGCUGACACCCCCUGGUGUCCUGCGAGAGGUUAGGACUAUGAUGUAACAAUUAUCUUUGAAUCUGAAUGGACAUCUGAGCCAUGAAAAAUAAAUAAAACACUUCAUAUCAAUCACAGUGACGUUGCUCACUAUUCAAUCAUAAUGAAGUUGUUCACCAUAUCAAUCAUAGUGAAAUUGCUCAUGAACAUGAUGCUGCAGCAGAGACCUGAAUUGUAAUAGACAUAUUGGACAUGUUAGUGUCAACCUUUCAUAAUGCUGUUAAUAAAAUUAAAGUGUUUUUUUUUUUGUUCAGUUCUCCCAUGUAAAGAUUCCCCUCUAGUUUUGUGCCAUUGUAGUUUAGUCCUUAUGUAAACUAGUUAUCACUCCCAUAUAUAAUUACAAACUAAUCAUACUCUCAUUUUACAUAGGUGUGAAUGACUUUGUUGUAUUAUUUCUUCAUGACAUGUACUUUCAAGAAUGUCUUAUCUACCUGUCAAGUUCAACAUGUAUACAUGAUAUGGAAUCAAUAACUGCUUUUUUUUUUUUAAGUUCAAGGCUUCAGAUUUUGUAAUUAAAGCAUUCCAGAUACUACUA
Messenger RNA from Biomphalaria glabrata, 10010 nucleotides. RefSeq lists its product as uncharacterized. The transcript is spliced from 23 exons. The record is from RefSeq and is a predicted model, not a curated record. Gene Ontology annotation, cellular component: membrane. Bases 340 to 5427 code for a protein of 1695 amino acids. Lineage: Eukaryota; Metazoa; Mollusca; Gastropoda; Planorbidae. Gene Ontology annotation, molecular function: GTPase activator activity; guanyl-nucleotide exchange factor activity. Gene Ontology annotation, biological process: signal transduction; positive regulation of GTPase activity.